GAAGCUUCGCUAGCGAAGUUCCCCCACUCCGCUGAAAAUGCGUAAGCAGCGAAGAAACGCUCAUAGUUGGAUUAAUGGAACUAUCAGCGAAGCAACGCUGGCAACGCCAAAUCGAAAAAUGUGCUGUGAUGUUUCGUGAUGCUGUUGUGUUGUAGUGCAAUUGUGUUGUAAUUAUGUACGAAAAUAUAUGACAAUGGAUCAAUACCUGCAUUAUAGAGAGCGAUUGAAACGUCUAUUUAUUACAAUUUUAAUAGAACAGCAAGUUAAAAGACGACGUAUAGCCGCAGUAGCUGCUGUGAUACAUCAUGUGCAAAGUAAAAAACGAAAAUAUUUAAAAAAAAAAUUUUGGAUAGCACCCAUUUUCAAAAAUCGCAAAAAAAACAGUUUUUACUUUGCAUCAGUUCCGAAAUUAAAAUUGGAAGACCUUCGUUUUCGAAAUUAUUUUCGAAUGAGUGCAACUCAGUUCGAGGAAUUGCUACAAAUUGUCGGCACAAACUUGCAAAAGCAGAAUGUUGUUCGGGAAUCUAUCUCCUCAUCCGAACGCUUGGCACUGACAUUAAGAUAUAUGGCAUCUGGUGAUUCCAUGACAUCGAUGUCGUAUCAAUACCUCGUGGGAGUAACAACGGUUAGCAACAUUAUUCGAGAAACAUGUACAGUAAUUUGGGACAGUUUGCGCCCUUUGGUUCUACCUGGCCAACUUCAAGAAAAAGAUUGGAUAGAUAUAGCCAACGGGUUUGAGAAAUGGAAUUUCUCGCACUGCAUUGGAGCUAUUGAUGGCAAGCAUGUUGUCAUCCAAUGUCCCAAUAAGGCCGGAUCAACAUACUUUAAUUACAAGCAUUCCCACAGUAUAGUUCUCAUGGCCAUCUGUGAUGCGAAUUAUAUCAUCCGUUUUGUAGACAUCGGAAGCUAUGGACGACGCAGCGAUGGUGGCAUCUUUAAAGACAGUGCUUUAGGAAAAGCUUUUGACGGAGGCCACAUGAAUGUUCCGCAGCCAACUGCUAUUUCUGGCAAUCUUGUUUUACCGUACUGUCUUGUGGAAGAUGAGGCCUUCCCUUUAAAAGAGUAUUUACUUCGUCCGUACCCAAAUAGAGGACUGACACCGGAACAAAGCGUGUAUAAUUAUCGUUUAAGUCGAGCGAGACGAACAAUUGAAAAUACCUUCGGUAUACUCGCCAAUCAGUGGCGAAUAUAUAGGAAGCCAAUUAUUGCCAACCCUACAACUGCUGUGGGAAUAGUUCAAGCAACCGUGUGCUUGCACAACUGGCUUCGGAUAAAUGACAUUGGUGCAAGCGAAUUUCUUGAUAUAGUUGACUUUGACGACCCAUGCAAUUCAAGUAAUUUCACAGCUAGAUCUUGGCCAAACGUCAUGGAUGGCUGUGCAUUCAGAGAUAUUACAAAUUGUGGCUCUAACGCAAGUGCCCGAAAAUACAUUAACAUUCGCAAUGAAUUUUGUCAUUAUUUUAAUGAGGGAGCGGUGCCAUGGCAAUGUAAUCGUCCAAGUUAAAAAUAAACAAUAUUUCCAAUUAAAA
Messenger RNA from Odontomachus brunneus, 1529 nucleotides. RefSeq names its product protein ALP1-like. Lineage: Eukaryota; Metazoa; Arthropoda; Insecta; Hymenoptera; Formicidae. The coding region runs from base 188 to 1504 and encodes 438 amino acids. The record is from RefSeq and is a predicted model, not a curated record. The transcript has 3 exons.